Molecule: messenger RNA, 2028 nt
Organism: Cladocopium goreaui
Lineage: Eukaryota; Dinophyceae; Suessiales; Symbiodiniaceae
Source: the annotation of a GenBank genome assembly
UCCCCGUGAUGCUGUCUCUGUUUACUUUCCGCCAAGCUCAGAAAGAGUCAAAGGACCUGCCAGCCGAACAACCAGAGAUCCAAACAGAGAUCAAGACAGGGAGAGCUUGGGUACCCUAUUUGGUGCUGUUGGCACUGUUGAUUGCUGCACUGGCCGCAGGGAUGGUCUUCAAAUUUUUCCCCCUCUUCUUCAUCAACAUCUAUGGCAUGUCUGUUGUCCAGAUCAGCGUGGUUCAAGCCAUUGAGCCCUUGGUGAAGGCUUGCUUCACCUACCUGGUGGGUGUUUGUGCUCCGGUGGUUGGUCGAGCCGAAGCCACCAGUGUCUGUAUGGUCGGGGUCAUUGGAUGCCUCCUUGGCCUAUUGAUAAUGCAACCGGGUAGCGAGGAAGGAACGCAUCAUCUGUUAUCAUCAUUGGCUCUCUUCAUGUUCCGAGGAAGCCUUGCCCAAGCAUCUUGGGCUCUUGCUUGGGCAAUCUUGGUGGAUUGCGUACCUGCAUCCCAGAGGGGUAGAUGGAGCAGCAGCUGUACCGUAUUGAACAUGUCCUGGAGUGGGGCCGCCGUGGUUGCUGGUGAGCUGUUGGACAAGCACGGCUACCAAUACACUUUCUGCAUAGCUGCAGGGCUCAGCGCAAGACUUCCAUUCGAACCUGUCGAAGUUUCGGCCAAUGCAAAUGCUCCAGAAUUUGAAAGAUUCGAAAGUGGAGCUGCAAAAGAGGUGGUGGUUGUGGUGGAUCCAUUCUCCACUGGAGGAUUUUUGGCAGCAGAGCUGUUGAGCCAAGGCUGUGCCGUUAUCGCGCUGUGGACCAAGGAAUCCAAUAUCCGGUAUCACGAUGCUCGGAUCGCACUGAGCGAUUAUCCGAAGAUUUUCGAUCCCAGACAACUCUUGGCUGAGCUGGACGAAGAGCCAACCGUGCAAGCCACAGCAGCUCGACUUCGCGAGGUGGUUAAUAGCAUUGGUAGCUUGGCAGCUGUGAUUUGCGGAGGCGACAGCGGCGUCAAAGCCACAGAUGCCCUGAGCGAAGCACUGGAUUUGCGCGGCAAUGGCCAUGGCAAUCGUCGGGACAAAUUGCUGCAACAACAGGCGUUGAAAGCAGCCGGUCUGAGAUUUGCACGCACAGUGAGCGGAACCACAUGGGAACAGGUCGCUGCAUUUGCUGAGACGGAGCAAUACCCUUUGGUUGUGAAACCCAUCGAAUCAGCUGGUGCAGAUGGCUUUAAGUUGUGUCACUCCAUGGACGAGGCACGUGAGCACUUCGACUUCUUAAGCAGUUCCAAUCGCUGUCGUGGUGCACAAGGCCGCGGUGUUCAGUUACAAGAAUUUCUCGAGGGAACAGAGUACAUCGUUGAUCACGUUUCCUGUGAUGGGGUGCACAAGACAACCAUGCUGUGGAUGCACGGCUUCCAGGAAGUCAACGGGCAUCGUGUUUGCAUUGCGCAGAGGCCAGUCCCUUUUGAUUCGUCUGCGAUGGCGGAGCUUGUUGCCUAUACGCGGCAGUGUUUAAACGCCUUGGGUGUCCGGAACGGUGCAACCCAUACUGAAGUGAUGUGGACCUCGGGCGGACCUUGCCUGGUGGAGGUGAACUGUCGAUGUCAGGGUGGCACGGGCUUUUGGGUGCCCCUGUGCCGAAAGAUGACUGGCUACAGCCAAGUUGAUGCCGUCACUGGUGCCUACCUGAGACAGGAGGCUUUCAAUGCACUGCCCAACACGCCGACAUUUUUGAUGUUUGGCGACAUCAUUCACUUGAUCUCCUACGAAGAGCGUCUCAUCACGGAUACGGCGAUGCCAGCGCUUGAGGCUGCCCGUGGCUUAUCAUCGUUUACAGAUGUUGCCCUGAAUGUGGAGCUGGGAAAAAUGAUGUGUAAAACAACCGAUUGGAACACGCUCAUUGGUGCUAUGGCAUUGUGCCAUCCCGAUCCAGCUGUACUUGCUGCUCACACUUGCUUGAUUCGAAGCAUGGAGACGUCUGGAAGCUUUGUUUAGGGUGUGCAGUUUUGUUCAGGGUAGAUUUGGGCUGUGCGCAAGGGAUGGG